AUGAAAGAGAAAUCCAAAAACGCUGCCCGAACUAGGCGGGAGAAAGAAAACAGCGAAUUCUACGAACUGGCCAAGCUUCUGCCAUUGCCUUCGGCUAUUACCUCGCAAUUGGACAAGGCCUCCAUCAUUCGGCUCACUACCAGCUACUUAAAAAUGAGGGUGGUGUUCCCGGAAGGACUCGGGGAGGCCUGGGGCCACACAAGUCGAACCAGCACCCUGGACAACGUUGGUCGCGAACUGGGGUCCCACCUGCUUCAGACUUUGGACGGUUUCAUUUUUGUGGUAGCUCCUGACGGCAAGAUCAUGUAUAUCUCGGAGACUGCCUCGGUGCACUUGGGUUUAUCGCAGGUAGAGCUGACCGGCAACAGCAUUUACGAAUACAUCCACCCGGCCGAUCAUGACGAGAUGACCGCUGUCCUCACCGCUCAUCAGCCCUACCAUUCCCACUUCGUUCAGGAGUACGAGAUCGAGCGCUCCUUUUUCCUCCGGAUGAAAUGCGUCUUGGCCAAGAGGAACGCGGGCCUCACCUGUGGAGGCUACAAGGUGAUUCAUUGCAGUGGUUACCUAAAGAUCCGGCAGUAUAGCUUGGACAUGUCCCCUUUUGAUGGUUGCUACCAAAAUGUUGGACUGGUGGCAGUGGGCCACUCCUUACCCCCCAGUGCUGUGACGGAGAUUAAGCUGCACAGCAAUAUGUUUAUGUUUCGGGCCAGCCUGGAUAUGAAGCUUAUCUUCCUUGAUUCACGGGUAGCUGAGCUGACUGGUUAUGAACCUCAGGACUUGAUUGAGAAGACACUGUACCACCAUGUCCAUGGUUGCGACACUUUCCAUUUGCGCUGCGCUCACCACCUGCUGCUAGUGAAAGGGCAAGUCACCACUAAAUAUUACCGUUUCCUGGCCAAACAAGGUGGCUGGGUCUGGGUGCAGAGCUACGCCACCAUCGUUCACAACAGCCGGUCUUCCCGGCCCCAUUGCAUCGUCAGCGUCAACUAUGUGCUCACGGACACAGAAUACAAAGGACUUCAACUCUCCCUCGAUCAAGUUUCGGCUACAAAACCGGCCUUCCCAUAUGCAAAUUCAAUUCCAACUAUAACUGACAAUAGAAAAGGAAGCAAAUCACGUCUCUCUGGCACAAAGUCCAAAUCUAGGACAUCACCUUAUCCACAGUAUUCUGGAUUUCAUACAGAACGAUCUGAAUCUGAUCAUGAAAGCCAGUGGGGUGGAAGUCCACUGACUGACACUGCAUCUCCACAAUUAAUGGAUCCCACUGAAAGACCAAACUCUCAGCAUCAUGAUGUUUCCUGUGCCUAUAGACAAUACUCGGAUCGUGGUGCCCUCUGCUAUGGUUUUGCAGUUGACCAUUCUAGGUUAGCGGAUGAUAGACACUUCCAUACUCAAGCCUGUGAAGGGGGCAGGUGUGAGGCUGGUCGGUACUUUCUUGGCACACCACAGCCUGGAAGGGAAGCAUGGUGGGGUUCUCGAUCUGGCCUUCCCCUAACCAAAUCUUCUCCAGAAAGCCGAGAAGCCUAUGAAAGCAACAUGCCACACAUAACAUCCAUUCACAGGAUUCAUGGACGAGGGCACUGGGAUGAAGAAAGUGUGGUUAGUUCCCCAGAUCCUGGUUCGGCUAGUGAGUCAGGGGACCGAUACCACUCUGAGCAGUAUCAGGGCAGCCCACAUGAGCCCAGCAAAAUUGAAACUCUAAUUAGAGCGACUCAGCAAAUGAUUAAAGAAGAAGAGAACAGGCUACAGCAGCGGAAAUCCACCCCCGAUCAGCUGGUUUCGAUGAAUGGAACUGGGAAAAAGCACUCUGUUUGUUUUACAAACUACCAUCAGCAGCAACAGCUGAGAGAAGCCUGCCGAGUCCCCAGCAUCACCACUACACCUCCUUGUGAACACACACAGCAACCGCGGGAUGGGAAACUGAUGAGCCCCCAGGAGAACGACUAUGACAACAGCCCCACGACACUAUCUAGAAUAAACAGUCCUGGGUCUGAUCGAAUGUCUAAAUCCGGCUUGAUCUUGGCUAAAGACUAUUUUCAUUCCGACGUGUCUCCUCAUCAGACACCAGGAGAUCAUCAGCCCACAAGCUCUCCCAAUUAUUACACUUCCCAUAGGCAAUACUUUGAUAAGCAUGCCUACACCUUAACAGGAUUUGCUCUGGAGCACCUUUAUGACAGUGAAACGAUUAGGAACUAUUCUUUGGGUUGCAAUGGAUCACACUUUGAUGUGACUUCUCACCUACGGAUGCAGCAAGAUCCAGCCCAGGGACACAAGGGCACAUCUGUUAUAAUAACCAAUGGGAGCUGA
This is a messenger RNA of Thamnophis elegans (Western terrestrial garter snake), 2307 nucleotides long. It is a transcript of the gene SIM1, whose product is annotated as SIM bHLH transcription factor 1. Gene Ontology annotation, biological process: regulation of transcription by RNA polymerase II. Gene Ontology annotation, molecular function: RNA polymerase II transcription regulatory region sequence-specific DNA binding; protein dimerization activity; DNA-binding transcription factor activity, RNA polymerase II-specific. The transcript has 11 exons. NCBI's taxonomy places the organism in Eukaryota, Metazoa, Chordata, Lepidosauria, Squamata, Natricidae. The record is from RefSeq and is a predicted model, not a curated record. Bases 1 to 2307 code for a protein of 768 amino acids.